UGAACUUGACCGUUAUUUUUGUCCAAAACACGCUUGUAUUUAAAAACGAGUUCCGAAACUCAAAUGGACCAUUAACGUCUAACCCUUUUGUCGUCUUCAGAACUAAAGUAGCCUACUCUGAGGAAAACUAAAGUGUUUUCUGUAAUCCACGCCGCUGGGUGUCGCUCUGGAGCAAGAAAUGCCUCGGCCUCUCCCCCUCCCCUAAACAUCUCCUCCGAAUGUGUGUAUGUGUAGCGCCGAGAAAGUAAGUCUGUGUUUCCAGCUGACUGCUCGCUCGCUCUCUCUCAGUGUGUGUGUGUAUGUGUGUGUGUUGUCAUUAUUAUUAUCCAGUCUGCUCCCAGCUCAGAAUGGCCAGAUUCACUCAGUCUGAGACAGGAAGGGAGCAGCACCCACAGCCGCCCCAUACCGCUUACUCCAGUCCGCUUUUCACUGGACCCGGGGCAGCACCGACCCAACAUCCACUCCUCCUAAUCCCGCACCAGCACCAGUACGCUCAGAUCCCAUUUCCUAAACCCAUGAACGGGUCAGAAUCCAUCUCCAUUCAUCCGGAGAGCGGCACCAUGAAAGACCAAGAUGCCAUAAAACUCUUUAUCGGGCAAAUACCGCGGAACCUCGAGGAAAAAGACCUGAAACCAUUGUUCGAACAGUUUGGGAAAAUCCACGAAUUGACAGUAUUAAAGGACCGAUACACCGGCAUGCACAAAGGCUGCGCGUUCCUCACCUACUGCGCCCGCGAGUCGGCCAUCAAAGCCCAGAACGCCCUCCACGAACAGAAGACACUGCCGGGGAUGACUCGCCCCAUCCAGGUGAAGCCAGCUGACAGCGAGAGCCGUGGAGAAGACAGGAAGCUGUUCGUUGGGAUGCUAAACAAACAGCAGACGGAGGAGGACGUGUACCGUCUUUUCGAGCCCUAUGGAGUCAUCGAGGAGUGCACUGUGCUACGAGGUCCGGAUGGAAAUAGUAAAGGCUGCGCCUUUGUAAAGUUCUCCACACACGCCGAAGCUCAGUCCGCAAUCAGCGCCCUGCACGGCAGUCAAACCAUGCCAGGCGCGUCGUCCAGCCUGGUGGUCAAGUUUGCCGACACGGACAAGGAGCGCACCAUCCGCCGCAUGCAGCAGAUGGUGGGCCAGUUUGGCAUCUUCAACCCUGCUAUCGCCCUGCCCUUCAGCACCUACAGCACCUACGCACACGCGCUGAUGCAGCAGCAGGCGGCCCUCAUGGCUGCCAGUCACGGAGGCUACCUGGCGCCCAGCGUGGCCUUUCCAACUACCCAGAUCCACCAGAUGGGGGCGCUCAAUAUCAACAGCCUGCCACCCACCCCCAUGACCCCGGUGUCGGGUGAGUUUCAUCAGACACUGGCAGGCCUCAGCUCACCGCCUGCCAACAUCACCACAUCUGGCGUCCCCAGCAUCGUCACUCCUAUCGUCAACGGCUUUACCAGCAUCCCUCACCAGCCCAACGGACACCCUGCGGUCGAGGCCAUGUACACCAACGGACUGCCCCCUUACUCCACCCAAAGCCCCACAGCUGCGGACACCCUACAACAGGCUUUCACCGGGGUGCAACAAUAUACAGCCAUCUACCCAGCAACCACACUGACCCCUAUUGGCCAAAGCUUGCCUCAGCCUCCACAAGUCAUUCAACAGCAGCAGCAGAGAGAAGGUGAGGGACCAGAGGGCUGCAAUCUCUUUAUCUACCACCUACCACAGGAAUUUGGUGACAACGAACUCAUGCAGAUGUUCCUCCCAUUUGGUACGGUCAUCUCCUCCAAGGUCUUCAUGGACAGAGCCACCAACCAGAGCAAAUGUUUUGGCUUCGUGAGCUUCGACAACCCAGCAAGUGCGCAGGCCGCCAUCCAGGCCAUGAACGGCUUUCAGAUCGGCAUGAAGAGGUUGAAAGUGCAGUUAAAACGGCCGAAGGAUGCGAGCCGCCCGUAUUGACAGGGCUCCACCCACACAGGGCUCUCAGCAACAGCACAGGAUUUGAAGAGCGGCAUCGCAGAAGGAAUUGAACUUUUUUUCUUUCAAAACUAACAAGAACAACACGAGUGGAUUUUUUUUGAAGACAUAUCAGCAUUUAUUUUAGGAAGAUGUCCGGGAUAGAGGAGGCGGGAUUGCAGGCGAACCGGCACCCGUGGACAAACCACAGUCAGCACAGCGCACGGAAGACAAGUGGAAGAUCUCUCUAAAGACAAGAGAACUCAACACGUCCCGUCUCUCGCUGAGCUUCGCACCGUCAAGUCAAGCAACGAACAAAAAGAAAAAAAUAAACGAGCGAGAACAACUUUGAUUUCUAUAUACAUAUUAUACACACAUAUGCUAUUUAAAGGAAGAGGCGCUUAUGGCUUUUAUUACACUGGACAAAUGAGGGUUAAACUUGAAGACCAAGAUAAAAUGCAGUGGAAAAAAAGAAGCUCUUCUUGUCCCGCUAGUGGACUUUCUUUCUCUUUUCCUCUUACCUUUUCUUCUGUCACCAUCUUUCCGCAAACGCAGGACAUUCUGUGGUCACAGAGGUUUCCAUGCCCUCAGUGAAACUGAUCAAUCUUUCACCCCAAAGGGACCAAAGGACCAAACAUUUUUAUUCCUCAACAGAAAUAUAUGGUAUUAAUAACAAUACUAAUACUGCAAACUACUACUAACGACAUAAGUUUAAAGAAAGAAAGAAAAAAAAAAGCAUAAAUAUUCGCUUCAGGUCGGAAGAGGAAAGGGAUUUUUGAUUUCUUUUCCUUUUACAUUUCUAGCUACUGGGUUUCAGAAUAUUUAAACAAAAUAGAAAAACGAAGACAAAAAAAAUAAUAAGUAUUUUAAAAGCUAUACUAUUUUAGUGGAGUAGAAUAGGUGGAUUGGAGAUUGUUAGGAGCAUGUUCAGCCAUGAAGAAAAAAAAAAAAAACAUGAAAAAAAACAAAGGGGGAAACUGUUCAUCAUCCAUUCAUGU
Molecule: messenger RNA, 2935 nt
Organism: Carassius auratus (goldfish)
Lineage: Eukaryota; Metazoa; Chordata; Actinopteri; Cypriniformes; Cyprinidae
Gene: celf5a
Product: cugbp, Elav-like family member 5a
Exons: 12
Coding region: 300-1940 (546 amino acids)
Molecular function (GO): RNA binding
Source: RefSeq, a predicted model, not a curated record